This is a messenger RNA of Cotesia congregata, 25575 nucleotides long. Lineage: Eukaryota; Metazoa; Arthropoda; Insecta; Hymenoptera; Braconidae. The record is from the annotation of a GenBank genome assembly.
AAGAAGAAAUUGUCAAGAGAUGAAAGUGAUAAUGUUGUUGUGAUUGAAGAAGUGUUAGAUGAUGUUAAACCUCAGGUACAAUCAAUACCAAAAAAGCAAUUUAUGCCAAUUGAAGAAGUUACAGAAGUAUUUGAGAGUGAUGAAACAGUUCCUUCAAUUAUUGAAGAAAUUGAGGACGUUCCAGAAGAAACAAAAGAUACUGUCGAAAAAAUUGAUGUCAUUAAUGUUCAAGAAAAUGGUGAUGAUAGAAAAAUCACGAAAAAGAAAGUUGUUAGAAGAGAUAGGAAAGGACGGAAGGUUGUUAUAGAAGAAACUACAGUUGAGGAGGAAGGUAGAAGUCCGAUUGUUACUGAAGUACCUAUGUCAUUUGAUGAUGAUGUGAGUGAGGUAGAAAAACCAACAAUUAUUGAACCAGAAGAAGUGAAUGAUGAUGUAACAGUUGAAAAACCAGAAAAACAAAAAAAAGUGAAAGAAACAGGCAAAAAAAGAGAUGAUAAGAAAGUUACUCGAAGAAAAAAGAGAGGAGAUAGUGAUGAAGAACAAGUGAUUGAAGAUAAAAAUAAGGUAUCAGUGAAGAUCGUUCAAGUUAUGCCUGACGAGGUAGUAACAGAGGAAGUAACCGAGUUUCAGCCUGAAAUAAUUCAUGUACAACCGACAGAAGUAGACGAGACUCGGGAAGAAGUAAUGGUCACAACCGAAAUAACAAAAACUGGUAAACCAAGAAGGGUCAUAAAAAAGAGAAUUAUCCGUAGGAAAGGUAGAAAACAACAGGUAACUGAAGAGCAAACAAUAGAAGAGGAAGGUAAAGCACCUAUCGUUACUACUGUUGCGAAUCCAGAAGAAGAAAUCAUACCUGAAGAAACAACAGGUGUUAUAGGAGCAAUUGAACCCGUUGAAGUUACUGAGAGGGAAGAAAUUCGUGAAGAAGUAACAGUUACUCAAGAAGUAACUCAAACAGGCAAGCCACGAAAAGUUACGAAAAAGAAAAUCAUUCAUAAGAGAGGUCAAAAGCAACAAGUUACUGAAGAGCAAACAAUAGAAGAAGAAGGAAAAGCACCUAUCGUUACUACUGUUGCAAAUACAGAAGAAGAAAUCAUACCUGAAGAAACAACGGGUGUCAUACGAGCAAUUGAACCUAUACAAGCUACUGAGAGAGAAGAAAUUCGUGAAGAAGUAACAGUUACUCAAGAAGUAACUCAAACAGGCAAGCCAAGAAAAGUGACAAAAAAGAAAAUCAUUCGUAAGAGAGGUCAAAAGCAACAAGUGACUGAAGAGCAAACGAUAGAAGAGGAAGGUAAAGAACCUGUUGUAACUGUUGUUGCAAAUCCAGAAGAAAAAAUCAUACCUGAAGAAACAACAGGCGACAUACAAGCAAUUGAACCUGUUCAAGCUACUGAAAGAGAAGAAAUUCGCGAAGAAGUAACAGUAACUCAAGAAGUAACUCAAACAGGCAAACCACGGAAAGUUACGAAAAGGAAAGUUAUUCGUAAGAGAGGUCAAAAGCAACAAGUGACUGAAGAGCAAACGAUAGAAGAGGAAGGUAAAGAACCUGUUGUAACUGUUGUUGCAAAUCCAGAAGAAAAAAUCAUACCUGAAGAAACAACAGGCGACAUACAAGCAAUUGAACCUGUUCAAGCUACUGAAAGAGAAGAAAUUCGCGAAGAAGUAACAGUAACUCAAGAAGUAACUCAAACAGGCAAACCACGGAAAGUUACGAAAAAGAAAGUUAUUCGUAAGAGAGGUCAAAAGCAACAAGUGACUGAAGAGCAAACGAUAGAAGAGGAAGGUAAAGAACCUGUUGUAACUGUUGUUGCAAAUCCAGAAGAAAAAAUCAUACCUGAAGAAACAACAGGCGACAUACAAGCAAUUGAACCUGUUCAAGCUACUGAAAGAGAAGAAAUUCGCGAAGAAGUAACAGUAACUCAAGAAGUAACUCAAACAGGCAAACCACGGAAAGUUACGAAAAAGAAAGUUAUUCGUAAGAGAGGUCAAAAGCAACAAGUGACUGAAGAGCAAACGAUAGAAGAGGAAGGUAAAGAACCUGUUGUAACUGUUGUUGCAAAUCCAGAAGAAAAAAUCAUACCUGAAGAAACAACAGGCGACAUACAAGCAAUUGAACCUGUUCAAGCUACUGAAAGAGAAGAAAUUCGCGAAGAAGUAACAGUAACUCAAGAAGUAACUCAAACAGGCAAACCACGGAAAGUUACGAAAAAGAAAGUUAUUCGUAAGAGAGGUCAAAAGCAACAAGUGACUGAAGAGCAAACGAUAGAAGAGGAAGGUAAAGAACCUGUUGUAACUGUUGUUGCAAAUCCAGAAGAAAAAAUCAUACCUGAAGAAACAACAGGCGACAUACAAGCAAUUGAACCUGUUCAAGCUACUGAAAGAGAAGAAAUUCGCGAAGAAGUAACAGUAACUCAAGAAGUAACUCAAACAGGCAAACCACGGAAAGUUACGAAAAAGAAAGUUAUUCGUAAGAGAGGUCAAAAGCAACAAGUGACUGAAGAGCAAACGAUAGAAGAGGAAGGUAAAGAACCUGUUGUAACUGUUGUUGCAAAUCCAGAAGAAAAAAUCAUACCUGAAGAAACAACAGGCGACAUACAAGCAAUUGAACCUGUUCAAGCUACUGAAAGAGAAGAAAUUCGCGAAGAAGUAACAGUAACUCAAGAAGUAACUCAAACAGGCAAACCACGGAAAGUUACGAAAAAGAAAGUUAUUCGUAAGAGAGGUCAAAAGCAACAAGUGACUGAAGAGCAAACGAUAGAAGAGGAAGGUAAAGAACCUGUUGUAACUGUUGUUGCAAAUCCAGAAGAAAAAAUCAUACCUGAAGAAACAACAGGCGACAUACAAGCAAUUGAACCUGUUCAAGCUACUGAAAGAGAAGAAAUUCGCGAAGAAGUAACAGUAACUCAAGAAGUAACUCAAACAGGCAAACCACGGAAAGUUACGAAAAAGAAAGUUAUUCGUAAGAGAGGUCAAAAGCAACAAGUGACUGAAGAGCAAACGAUAGAAGAGGAAGUGUUGCAAAUCCAGAAGAAGAAAUCAUACCCGAAGAAACAAUGGGUGUCAUACGAAAUAGAUAUUCGUGAAGAAGUAACAGUAACUCAAGAAGUAACUCAAACAGGCAAACCACGGAAAGUUACGAAAAGGAAAGUUAUUCGUAAGAGAGGUCAAAAGCAACAAGUGACUGAAGAACAAACGAUAGAAGAUGAAGGUGGAGCACCGAUCAUCACAGUUGUUGCACAUCCAGAAGAAGAUAUUAUACCUGAUGAAACAACAGGAUUCAUCCGAGCAAUUGAACCCGUUCAAGCUACUGAAAGGAUAGAAAUUCGCGAAGAAGUAACAGUAACUAAAGAUGUAACUCAAACAGGCAAGCCACGAAAAGUUACGAAGAAGAAAAUCAUUCGUAAGAGAGGUCAAAAGCAACAGAUAACUGAAGAGCAAACAAUAGAAGAUGAAGGUGAAGCACCUAUCAUUACUGUUGUUGUAAAGCCGGAAGAAGAAAUUAUACCUGAAGAGACAACAGGAGUCAUACGAGCAAUUGAACCCGUUCAAGCUACUGAAAGAAUAGAUAUUCGUGAAGAAGUAACAGUAACUCAAGAAGUAACUCAAACAGGCAAGCCACGAAAAGUUACGAAGAAAAAAAUCAUUCGUAAGAGAGGUCAAAAGCAACAGAUAACUGAAGAGCGAACAAUAGAAGAUGAAGGUGAAGAACCUAUCAUCACUGUUAUUGCACAUCCAGAAGAAGAAAUUAUACCUGAAGAAACAACAGGAGUCAUACGAGCAAUUGAACCCGUUCAAGCUGCUGAACGAGAAGAAAUUCGCGAAGAAGUAACAAUAACUCAAGAAGUAACUCAAACAGGCAAGCCACGAAAAGUUACGAAGAAAAAAAUUAUUCGUAAAAGAGGUCAGAAACAGCAGGUUACUGAAGAGCAAACAAUGGAAGAUGAAGGUGAAGUACCUAUCAUCACUGUUGUUGCACAUCCAGAAGUAGAAAUUCUACCGGAAGAAACAACAGGUGUCAUACGAGCAAUCGAACCAGUUCAAGCCACUGAAAGAGAAGAAAUUCGCGAAGAAGUAACAGUAACUCAAGAAGUAACUCAAACAGGCAAGCCAAGAAGAGUGACGAAAAAGAAAAUCAUUCGUAAGAGGGGUCAAAAACAGCAGGUUACUGAGGAGCAAACAAUAGAAGAACAAGGUAGCGCACCUAUCAUCACUAUUGUUGCACAUCCAGAAGAAGAAAUUAUACCUGAAGAAACAACAGGUGUCAUACGAUCAAUUGAACCCGUUCAAGCUACUGAAAGAGAAGAAAUUCGCGAAGAAGUAACAGUAACUCAAGAAGUAACUCAAACAGGCAAACCACGGAAAGUUACGAAAAGGAAAGUUAUUCGUAAGAGAGGUCAAAAGCAACAAGUGACUGAAGAGCAAACGAUAGAAGAGGAAGGUAAAGCUCCUGUUGUAACUGUUGUUGCAAAUCCAGAAGAAAAAAUCAUACCUGAAGAAACAACAGGCGACAUACGAGCAAUUGAACCUGUUCAUGCUACUGAAAGAGAAGAAAUUCGCGAAGUAGUAACAGUAAUUCAAGAAGUAAGCCUAACAGGCAAGCCGCGAAAAGUCACAAAAAAGAAAAUCAUUCGUAAGAGAGGUCAAAAGCAACAAGUGACUGAAGAGCAAACGAUAGAAGAGGAAGGUAAAGCUCCUGUUGUAACUGUUGUUGCAAAUCCAGAAGAAGAAAUCAUACCCGAAGAAACAAUGGGUGUCAUACGAGUGAUUGAACCCGUUCAAGCUACUGAAAGGAUAGAAAUUCGCGAAGAAGUAACAGUAACUAAAGAUGUAACUCAAACAGGCAAGCCACGAAAAGUUACGAAGAAGAAAAUCAUUCGUAAGAGAGGUCAAAAGCAACAAGUGACUGAAGAGCAAACGAUAGAAGAGGAAGGUAAAGCUCCUGUUGUAACUGUUGUUGCAAAUCCAGAAGAAGAAAUCAUACCCGAAGAAACAAUGGGUGUCAUACGAGUGAUUGAACCCGUUCAAGCUACUGAAAGGAUAGAAAUUCGCGAAGAAGUAACAGUAACUAAAGAUGUAACUCAAACAGGCAAGCCACGAAAAGUUACGAAGAAGAAAAUCAUUCGUAAGAGAGGUCAAAAGCAACAAGUUACUGAAGAGCAAACAAUAGAAGAAGAAGGUAAAGCACCUAUCGUUACUACUGUUGCAAAUCCAGAAGAAGAAAUCAUACCCGAAGAAACAAUGGGUGUCAUACGAGUGAUUGAACCCGUUCAAGCUACUGAAAGAGAAGAAAUUCGCGAAGUAGUAACAGUAAUUCAAGAAGUAAGCCUAACAGGCAAGCCGCGAAAAGUCACAAAAAAGAAAAUCAUUCGUAAGAGAGGUCAAAAGCAACAAGUGACUGAAGAGCAAACGAUAGAAGAGGAAGGUAAAGAACCUGUUGUAACUGUUGUUGCAAAUCCAGAAGAAGAAAUCAUACCUGAAGAAACAACAGGUGACAUACGAGCAAUUGAACCUGUUCAAGCUACUGAGCGAGAAGAAAUUUGCGAAGAAGUAGCAAUAACUCAAGAAGAUACUCAAACAGGCAAGCCACGAAAAAUUACAAAAAAGAAAAUCAUCCGUAAGAGAGGUGAAAAGCAACAGAUUACUGAAGAGCAAACCAUAGAAGAAGGUGAGGCACCUGUUGUUGCAAAACCAGAAGAAGAAGUCAUUCCUGAAGAAGCUACUGGACCUAUUUCCUCUAUUCCGUACGAUAGAUCUAUCAACAACGAAGAAAUUCGGCAAGAAGUAACCGUUACAGAAGAUACUUCAGCCGAAGGCAAGCCACGUAAAACAACUAAGAAAAGAAUUAUUAGACGUAAAGAUAUGAGACAACAAGUUAUUAAAGAACGUACUGUGGAAGAAGAAGGCAAAGCUCCAGUCGUUACUGUUGUUAGAGAACCUACUGAAGAAGUUGUUACUGACGAAACUUCUCAAACGUUACCAGAUGAAACCCAUCAAACUGUUACUAUUACUGAAGAUACGAGUCCUGAAGGUCAUCUUGUAAAGACAACAAAGAAGAAGAUUGUUCGUAAGCGUGGUAAAAAGCAACAAGUCAUUGAAGAAAAAACUACUGAAGAAGAAGGCAAAGCUCCAGUUACAGAAACUGUAACACAACCUGAAGAAGAAAUUAUUUCUGAUUUGGUAGUCCAGCCACUUCCUGUUGGUCAAUUUGGAACAACGUCAGAAUGCGAAGAAAUCCGGGAAAUAGUUACGGUUACUCAGGACACAUCAAAUGUUGGGAAAGCUCGUAAAAUAACAAAGAAAAAGUUAAUUCGUAAGAGAGGUACGAAACAGCAAGUUACUGAGGAACAAACCAUAGAAGAAGAAGGAAAAGUUCCAGAUACCAUUACAAUUGUACAACCUGAAGAAGAAAUCAUUCUCGAAGAAACAACUAAGCCACUACUGCUUUCUACUUCCGAUGAACUUGUUCAACUCUUAGAUGCCCUUGAAAUUCCAGAAAUUACUGAAGUUAAGAAAGUAAAACCGAAGAAGAAGAAAAUCGUUCCAAAAAAGGAUGAGAAAAGUGAAGAUCAAGCUUCAGUUCCCAUCGAAGAAAUAAUAGAAGCAUCUCCAGAAGAAGUAAUUGAAAUUACACCUGAAGAAACACACGAAAUCGUCACAAUAACUCAUCAAAAAACAACUAAAGGUAAACCAGUGAAAGUUACUAAGAAAAAGAUUAUUCGGAAGAAAGGUAAGAAACAACAAGUGAUAGAAGAAAGAACAAUUGAAGAAGACGGACAAGCACCAGUAACUAAAUUUAUUGUUGAACCGGAAGAGGAGAUAAUUUACGAUCGUUCGACGGAACCUCUUCCCACACCAGAAACAGCUACACCAGUUGAGGGUGAAGAAAUUCAAGAGAUAAUGACAGUCUCUACAGAAAUUACUGACAUCGGCAAGCCACGGAAGAUUACCAAGAAAAAAGUUAUUCGCAAAAAGGGUAAUAAGCAACAGGUAACUGUUGAAAAAGUGAUUGAAGAAGAUGGAAAAGCUCCAGUGAGAGAAUCUACUGUUGAGCCUGAAGAAAUAAUUAUUUCUGAAGAUUUUGCAGCACCACUUCCAGUUUUUGCUCGUGAAAUACCACAAGAAAAAGAAGAAAUUCAUGAAGUUGUUACAGUUACGACAGAAUGGACUAAGAAUGGAAAACCAAAGAAAAUAACAAAAAAGAAAACAAUCCAUAAAAAAGGUAAAAAGCAACAGAUUGUAGAGGAGAAAACAGUUGAACAAAGAGGAAAACCAGCGGUAAAAACAUUCACUGUUCUGCCAGAAGAAGAAAUUAUUUCUGAAGAAAGUACAUUGCCAUUAUCGACUACCGUGCAUGUUCGGCCUUCUGAUCGUGAAGAAGUUCGACAAGAAGUUACUGUUUCAGAAGAAAUAACAGAUGAAGGAAAACCACGUAAAGUAACAAGAAAGAGAGUUAUUACAAAACGGGGUAAAAGAAUUCAAGUUUCUGAGGAAAAAGUUAUCGAAGAAGAAGGAAAAGCUCAAGUAUCUGAAUCGCUUACUGGUCCAGUAGAAGAAAUCAUUUCUGAUGAGACUCUAGAGCCGAUACCUUUUGUUGAAUUCGAACAACCUACUGUGAUUGAAGAAAUUGAAGAGCCAGUAACAAUUACAGAAGAGAAGGUUCUGGAGGAUAAAGCAGAUGAAACUCCGAAGAAAAAAGGCAAAAAGCGUCCUAAGACUGAUAAGAAACCAGUCGAAGCUGCCGAAUCAGCUAUUCCGGAUGAAAUCCCAGAAGAAAUCGACUCAGGUGUUGAAUCCGUUGAGGCAACUGAGAGUGAAGAAACAAGAAAUCUAGUCACAGUUGUUGAAGAAACAUCAGAAACUGGAAAAGCACAGCGAGUUACUAAAAAGAAAGUAAUCCGUAAGAAAGGCAAAAAACAGCAAGUCACUGAAGAAAUAACUAUCGAGGAAGAUGGAAAAGCUCCAGUAACAGAAGUAAUUGAACAACCUGUAGAAGAAAUCGUACUUGAAACGACUGGAACUAUUCUUGAAGAAUCCAUUCAACCUAUAGAAGAAGAGAUCCGUGAGGUUGUUACUGUUACCAAUGAAAUUACAGACAAAGGCAAGCCUAAAAAAGUCACCAAAAAGAAAAUUAUUGUAAAGAAAGGUUCUAAACAACAAGUAACUGAAAAACAAACAGUUGAAGUGGAAGGUGAAGCUCCAGUAACUCAAGUCGUUGUUGAACCAGAAGAAUACAUCGUAACUGAUGAAACAAUUCAAUCAGUACCUGAUGUGGAGUAUGGUAAGCCAUCUGACACGGAGGAAGUUCGGGAAAUAGUGACGGUUACUCAGGAAACAACAGAAACUGGAAAGCCUAAGAAAGUAACUAAGAAAAAAACUAUCCGUAGGAAAGGUCAGAAACAACAAGUUACUGAAGAAAAAAUAGUUGAGCAAGAAGGUAAAGCUCCUAAAAGAACAGUUGAAGCAUUGCCUGAAGAGGAAAUUAUUUUAGAGGAGGUUACUAUGCCGAUGCCUGAAGAAAUAUUUCAGGUUGUUUCUGUGAUUGAAGAUGUUACACCAGAAGGUAAGCCACUACGUAUUGUUAAAAAGAAAACUAUUCGCAAAAAAGGUAAAAAGCAACAAGUUGUUGAGGAGAAGACGGUGGAAGAAGAGGGUCAAGCUCCGGUAACUGACAUCACUGUUGAGCCGAUUGAAGAAAUAGUUGUUGAUGAAACCGUUGAAACACUUCCAUUAGAUAAAAAAAUGAAACCGAAAAUGAAGAAGAAGCCUAAAGAGGUCAAACAAGUUUCAGAAGACAUUCAAACACUGAAGGAUAAAUUGAAGCCACUGAAAAUGAAAGUUGAAAUGAAGGAAUCAAAGCCGAAGAAAUUAGAAAUUACUUCUCCGCAACCGUUAUUUGCUAAAUUAAAAUUGAGAAAAGCUCCGAUACUUAAAGCUAAAGAUAAAAAAGAUAAAUUUCCCAGAGUUCUUCUGCGUAGUCGAAUCAACUUCUUUGAGUAUCCUCCAUUGAUGCAUUAUCCAAAGAUAACCUUGCUCAAGCCACAGUUUGUUCAAACGGGACUUCUACCGGAUGAUGAAAGUCCAGAAGGUGUAACAUUGAAAAGAAUACCGAAAAAAGAAAAUCAAGAUGAGUCUGAAACAAAACUGAAACCUACGGAUAAAAAGAAGCCUAGCGAAAAAAAGAAGCCUAAGAAGGAAAAAGAAGGGCCGGAAGGUCCUACAUUUGAACCUUAUGACAUCAAGCCAUUUGAAACUGAUCUUGAAAAGAGGGAGCCUUUGGAAGAGAGAGAAAUGCCUGAAAGUUCUAAAAAAGACGAUCAGAAAAAACCAAAACGGAAGUCUAAAAAACCUGAGCAAGAGUCAAACAAGGUUGACAUUGUUCCAGGCAAGCCUAAGCCCGGAGAUGAAGACGAAACUCCUAACUUGAAAUUGAAGUACAAACAAGGUCCGAAGCCUGAAGAAAAACCAGAAGAGAUCAAAUUAAAACCAUGGAAAAAACCUAAAUCUUUAGACGAUGAAGAAAAACCAACUGAUGACAGUUUGCGGUUCACUUCGCAUGAUCAAGAGCAUGAUGAUACGCCGGAGGAAAUUGAAACAAUAACUACUCAGGAAAUUGUAAAGAUACCUUCGAAGAAACCGAAGAAAAUUACUACUAAACGGAUAACAAAGAAGAAAGGUGAUCAGCAACAAGUCACUGAGGUAAAGACAAUCGAAGAGGACGGAAAAGUGCCUGUUUGUUCAGUAACUGAGUAUCCUGUUGAAGAAGUUGUAUUCGAUAAGAUAGUUCCAGUUGAAUCAGAAACAUUGGUGCCGACAGUUCAUGAAGAAAUUCGUGAACAAGUUACUAUUUCUGAGAUCACUACAGAAGAAGGUAAGCCACAGAAAGUAACAAAGAAACGGACUAUUAAACGACGAGGUAAGAAACAACAAGUGAUUGAAGAAAAGACUAUUGAAGAAGAAGGUAAACAACCGAUUGUUUUGCUUAGCGAAACAAUAAAUGAGGAAGUUAUCAAUGAAGAUACCUAUCAGACUAUCGAUGCCGUUGAAGAAAUAACACCAAUCGUAACUGAAGAAACAACUGAGCAGGUUACGGUGACGGAAACUAUUUCUGCUGAAGGUGUUCCUCAGAAACUGACUAAAAAGAAGACAAUUAAGAAAAAAGGAACUAAGCAAAAUGUGAGAGAAGAAAUUACUAUCGAAGAAGCUGGUAAGACUCCAAGGUUGAAGACAAGUGAGCAAGUAUUUGAAGAAAUUCCAUGCUUGCCUGACCAAGAACAAAUUGAGCCAACAAUUGUGGAGGAUGUAACUGAGGACGUGCAGAUUACAGAAACUGUUACCAGAAUAGGCAAGCCGAAGAAAUUCACAAAGAAAAAGACUGUUAGAAGAAAGGGAUCAGUUGAACAGGUUACUGAGCAAAUCGUUGUUGAAGAACAGGGCAAAGCUCCAGUCACUUUAACUAUCAGUGAACCGACUGAAGGAACUGUCGGGGAUGAAGAAGCUGUUGAGUUUUUGGUAACGCUUGAUGGACUGGUUCCAGUUGAGGAAAUAACGGAACAAGUUAUUGUUACAGAAGAAAUUACAGUGAAAGGUAAACCUAAAAAGAUGGUGAAGAAACGGGUGACUAAGAAAGCUGGCAAGAAACAACAGGUAACAGAGACAACUUUGGUUGAAGAGGAGGGUAAAGCACCUCUGACAAGUGUAGAAGAACAACCUGUGGAGGAAAUCUUGGUUGAUGAAUUUACUGAAAUCAUACCUGUGGCUGAAGAAGCAGUGCCUUCGGAAGUUGAAGAAGUAAAGGAACAAGUUGUGGUUAGUGAAGAGGUCACUUACGAAGGACAGCCAAAGAAAACAACCAAGAAACGAAAAAUCAUGCGAAAAGGCAAGAAGCAAAAAGUAAUUGAAGAAAUCACAACUGAAGAAGGUGACCAAGCACCUAGAGUAGAGAUUAUUGAAUAUCCAGAGGAAGAAGUUAUUUUUGAAGAGACGGUGAAACCAUUUGAAGCUGAUGAAGUUGAGGAGGACACUGAAUUGGUUCCGAUUACUGAAACUACAGUUGUAGAGGAAAUUACUCCUCAAGGAAAACUAAAAAAGACAAGCAAGAAAAGGAAAGUUGUAAAGAAACCAGAUGAAGAGACAAAGGUCAUUGAAGAGACUAUCAUUGAAGAAGAAGGAAAAGAGCCAGUUGAGACAGUUGAAGAAAUACCAUUAGAAGAAAUUCAGCAAGAUAAAUUGAAAAAACGAACGAAAGCAAAGAAACCCAAGGAUAAAACUGUGGAUGAGACUGAGGAUAUCCAAGAUGUGAAAGAAAGGCUGAAACCUCAGCCAAUUAAACGGGUUGAAGAUAAAAAACCUCAGAAACCAAAGAUACAAGAACCUGAAAAACCACAGUUUGGGUUAAUAAAGUUGAAAAAGGUUCCAGUGAAGCAAAAAGAUGUCAAGAAGGAAAAAUUCCCGAAAAUUAUGCUUCGUAGCCGAAUUCAGUUCUUUGGAUGGCCACCGAGUGAAAGAACAGCAAAAAUUUCUUUGUUAGAACCUAUUGAAGUUCAGAAUGGAAUCUUAUCUCACAAUGUUGAAGAAGCUCUGAAGUUGAAGAAACCUAAGCAAAAGAAAAAGAAGCCACAAGGUUUCGAUGAAACAGUAUUGGAAAAAUUGGAUACUGAAUUUGACGAAUUGAAGAAAGUUCCUUUAGAGGAGGUUGAAGAUAAAUCUGUUUAUCAGCGAAAGCCAAAGAAAGAAAAGCCUGAAGAUAAGGAUGAGAGAAAAUUAAAGAUGGGUAAGGGCAAAGUUCCAAAAGAUGAAGAAAAUAAGGAACAAAUAACACUGAAAAAGAUUCCACGGAAGCCUGAAGAAAAGGUUGAGGAAGAAAAGACAGAGAUCCCGGCGAAGCAGAAGAAAGAAAAGAAAAAAGAUAUCCCAGAAGAUAGAGAUCAACCUGAGCUUCUUCCAUUUGAACCACAUGACAUUGAACAUGAGAAACCUGACUUAGAAGAACGGAGAAUCUCUGAACCAGAAGAGGAAGAAACACCUGUUCAAGAAAAAGAUAAAAAGAAAAAGCCUAAGCAGAAACCAAAAAAGCCGAUUGCCGAAGUAGAGAAAAUUGAAAUCAAACCUGGUGUUCCUAAGAAAGAUCAAACGGAUGAAAGUCCAGAGUUGAGAUUGAAAGCUAAACAGGGACCUAAACCUGAAGACCAACCGGAAGAAAUCAAACUCAAGCCCUGGAAAAAACCAACGGAUGAGAAGUCAAUAGAAGAAAAACCUGACGAUGAGGUCAAGUUUACUCCAACUGAUAUUGUUGAUACCGUUGUCACUGAGGAAAUCAAAAAAGAGCCAGGUAAAAAAUCGAAAAAGAUAAUAAAGAAGAAAAUUAUUCGAAAGAAGAAAGAUGGCAAGCCAGAUGUGACUGAAGAAGUUACGAUUGAAGAAGAAGGAGAGGCACCAGUUACAACAGUUUCUUCAAUUCCUCAGGAAGAAGUUGUUCCAGAAGAGAUUGCUCAAGAUUUUGUAGUUGCUGAGCAGAAAGCUCAACCUACGAUUGUCGAGGAAAUACGUGAGGAAGUUGAAGUAUCUGAAGUUAUAACUGAAGAGGGUAAACCCAAAAAAGUCACUAAGAAACGCAAAACAACUAAGAAAGGUGAUCAUGGAAAGGUUAUUGAAGAAAUAGUAGUUGAAGAAGAAGGCAAAGCACCUGAACAAACAGUCGUUGAGUAUGAUCUUCCUGAAGAAGAAAAAUUAGAUACCAAAAAGACAUCUAAGAAAAAACCAAAGAAACUGUUGAAGUCUGAUGUUACGGUUGAAAAACCGAAAGAUGAAAAGCCGGUAUUGCAGAAAAUAAAAAAGGGAAGUCAGAAACCUACUGCUUUGGAAAUAAAAGAACCAGAAGUUCCUUUAUUUGCUCAGAUUAAACUAAAGAAAGCUCAGCCUGUUCGUAAGCCCAAAGAGGAAGUCAAAAAAGAUAAAUUUCCUAAAGUAUUAUUGCGGAGCAGAAUCACAGACCAUGAGUGGCCGCCGGCUAUUGAGUAUCCAACGGUUUCAAUUAUUGAACCCAAUGAUGUUCAGUCUGGAAUUCUCUCACGUAAUAUGGAAGAAGCUUUGAAAAUCAAGAAGAAAAAACGGAAGUUGCCUAAGCCAACAGAUAAAGAACUGGCAGAUUUGGAGAAAUUGGACAAGGAAUUUGAAGAAAUCAAAAAGGUUCCAUUGGAGAAGGUUGAUGAUAAAGUACCUUAUGAAAGAAAACCGAAGCCUAAAAAAGCAAAACCUGAAGAACCGGAGAAAUUGAAAAUUGGUAAAGGAAAAAUCAAACCGAAAGAAGAAGAUGAGAUAGAAAAGGUGAAAUUGAAGAAGAUACCGGAGAAAAAACCAGAAGAGCAAGAAGAACAGAAACCUGCGAAGAAAAAGAAAACUCCUGAGGAUAAAAUUAAAGAACCAAAAGAUGACAAAGAACAUCCUGAGCUUUCACCAUUCGAGCCUCAUGAAAUUCCUGAAGGUGAGGUCGAUCUAGAACAAUUUGAAAAACCUGAAUUUGAGGAUAAAGAAAAACCAGAUGACAAGAAACCUGAAAAGAAACAAAAGAAGCCGAAGAAAAUGAAACCGAUGCCUGAAACAGAAACUAUUCCGAUAGUUCCUGGAGUUCCUAAACCGAAAUCUGAAGACGAACAACCUGAUGUCAAGUUUAGGAUUCCUCAGAAACCAGAGCAAGAAGAAAAGCCAGAAGAAAUUAAACUUAAACCUUGGAAAAAACCCGAUGACAAACCUGAUGAAGAAACAAAUGACGACGAUGCAAUAAAAUUCACUCCACGUGAAUUUGAAGAAGUGAUUGAAACAGUUGUUACUGAAGAAGUAGAAGACUCUGUCAGUAAAAAACCUAAGAAAAUUACUAAGAAGAGGACAACUAAGAAACGCGGUGAAGAAAAGCCUGUAGUAACUGAAGAAAUCACUCUUGAAGAAGAAGAUAAACUUCCUGUAACAACAAUUAUCUUUGAAGAUAUACCUGAAGAUCAAGUAGAAAAUCUUGAUCUUGAGAACUUAGAUACUCCGAAAUUGGCAAAGCCUAAAGUUGUCGAAGAAACUCGUGAAGAAAUAACGGUAACAGUCGUGGAAACUGAAGAAGGUAAGCCGAAGACAACUCGACGUAAGAAAUUAAUCAAAAAAGACGGUGAUAAAGAGAAAAUUACUGAAGUAGUAACUGUUGAAGAAGAUGGUAAAGCACCAAUCACAAACAUUAUUGAAACAACUGAAGACACACAACAAGUACACACAAAACUUAAACACAAAAAGCCCACACAACCAAACGAUGUCAAGUCGAGUCCAGAAGGUAUCACCGAGGAGUCUAUCAAAGAGGAUCUUAUCGAGGAAGUAGUUGAGAUAGUUGAGACACCGACCCAGAUAACAACUAAGAAGAAAAAGCCAACUAAAAAAGGAAAGAAGGAGGAAAUAGUCACGGAAGUCAUCGAAAAAGCUCAAGAAGAUUCAGUCUUCAUGGAAGAGCAGCAGAUUGUAGAAAUAAAGGAAACACCAGAGAAAAAAAUCAUUAAGAGAAGGACAUCUGUCAUUCGAGACGACGGAGUUCCUGAGGAAGUUAUCGAAGAGAUUGUUAUACUUAAGCCCAAGAAAGAAAAAGCCAAGCCGAUCGUUGAAGAGCUUGAAACUGCAAGCAUCACGGGAGUUGAAGUUAGACAGGCGCCGGAAGAGGUCGUCAAGGUCGAGGAAGAAAUAAUUGAAACUGUUGAAACACCUACUCAAAGGACUGUGAAGCGGAAGAAGAAGGCAACCAAGGAUCAGGUUGAACAAGUCGUUGAAGAAGUUAUCGUCAAAGCAGUUGAAGAGCAAAAGAUUAUGGAAGAUCAGAAGAUUGUUGAGAUUACAGAGACACCUACGAAAACAGUCAUCAGAAGGAAGUCGAUUGUUAUACGCGAUGAUAAAGUUCCUGAAGAAGUUAUCGAAGAGAUUGUUCUUAUAAAGCCACAGUUGGAAAAAGCAAAACCUGUUGUAGAAGAGUUGGAUACUGCUAAAGCUACAAAGCCGAAAGUUCUCAAGGUUCCUGUUAAAGGUCAAGUUGAUGAAACAAAGGAAACAACAGAAGAAAUAGUAUUGAAGAAGCCAACCAAAGAGAAAGCUAAACCUGUGGUGGAUGAAUUGGAAACUGUCAGUAUAAGUGAGGUUGAAGUAUUAGAAAUUUUGGAAACACCAAAGACUAGGAUCACCAAAAUGAGAAAACCAGCGAAGAAAGAUGAACCUGAAGAGCUUGUUGAGCAAAUUGUUCACAAAUUGGAUGAAGAAGCGACUUUGAUGGAAGAGCAAAACAUUGUUGAAGUUAAGGAAACGCCAACUAAGACGAUAAUAAGACGGAAGUCUAUUACUAUCAAAGAUGGAGUUGCUGAAGAAACUAUUGAAGAAAUAGUUAUUCAAAAACCUAAGAAAGAACGCGCUCAUUCGAUUGUUGAUGAGCUUGGUACUGUUACUAUCAGAGAAGUUGAUGUUCGUGAAGGUCCAGUAGAGGAAACUAUCAUUGAGACUGUAGAAACUCCAUCGAAGGUUGUUGUAAAGAAAAAGAGGAAGUCUAUCAAGGAAGACAAGCCGGAAGAAAUCAUUCAGGAAGUCAUUACCAAAACGAAGAAAGAGAAGAAAGUUAUGGAAGACCAAAAGAUUGUAGAGAUUACUGAAACUCCGGAAAAGAAGAUCAUUAAAAGAAAAACUUCUGUUGUUCGUGAUGAUGGUGUUCCUGAAGAGACUAUUGAAGAAAUCGUUAUCCACAAACCAGCUAAAGAAAAAGCAACUCCUAUUGUUGAGGAGCUUGAAAUGGCCAGGAUUAUAGAGGCUGAAAUUCUUCAGGGUCCAGCAGAAAAAGAAGUGACCGUUAUCGUAGAAACUCCAACUAAGAGAGUGGUCAAGACCAAGCAACCAGCGAAGAAGGAUGAACCGGUGAAGGUUACUGAAGUAAUAACUAUGAAGCCGAUGGAGGAGACUACUUUCAUGGAAGAACAACAGAUUGUUGAGAUCACAGAAACUCCAUCGAAGAAGAUAAUCAAGAGGAAAAUUCCUACUGUUGGAGAAGAUCAAACAUCAGAAGAAACUAUUGAGGAGAUUAUUGUUUUGAAACCAACAGAAGUGAAAGCGAGGGCUAUUAUAGACGAGCUUGGUUGUGCGACAAUCACCGAAACCGAAGUGAUUGAAGUUGUAGAAACUCCUAAAACAAGAACAGUCAAGACAAGGAAAGUAUCGAUCAAGGAUAAGCCAACUGAAAUAAUUGAACAGGUGACUAUUAAGCCUGUUGAAGAAACAACAUCUAUGGAGGAACAACAAAUAGUAGAAAUCACUGAAACUCCAAAAAGGACUGUCAUCAAGCGGAAAGUUGCCGUUACGAGGGAUGACCAAGCGCCUGAAGAAACUAUUGAAGAGAUUGUACUUCUAAAACCGAAGAAGGAGAAAGCUAAAACGGUAGUUGACGAACUUCAGACGGUUGAAGUUAGUGAAGUUGAGGUAUUGGAAGUUAUUGAAACGCCCAAGACUCGAGUUACUAAGGUGAAGAAACCAUCUAAGAAGGACGAACCUGUCGAAGUCGUUGAAGAAGUUGUUCACAAGCCUGAAGAAGAAGCAAUUCUGAUGGAAGAACAGCAAAUUGUUGAGAUUAAAGAAACUCCUACGAAGACUAUUAUCCGGAGAAAAUCUAUUACGAUCAAGGAUGGAGUACCAGAAGAGACUAUUGAAGACAUUGUUUUGCACAAACCAAAGAAAGAACGUGCUCAUUCAAUUGUUGAUGAACUUGGGACUGUUAAUAUUACAGUUACAGAUGUUCUCGAGGGUCCUGUAGAAGAAACUGUCAUCGAAACGGUUGAAACGCCGGAGAAAAUUGUGACAAAGAAACGGAGAAAGUCUAUCAAAGAAGACAAGGCUGAAGUUGUGGAGGAAGUUGUGAUCAAGCCGAAAGAAGAGCAAAAGAUUAUGGAGGACCAGAAGAUUGUCGAAGUUGUAGAAACAACCAAGAAGAAGGUUAUCAAGAAAGUUAAAGCAGUUGUGAAUGAAGAUGGCAUGCCGGAAGAAAUCAUUGAGGAGAUUGUUAUUCACAAACCUCAGAAAGAGAAGGCCACUUCUGUAGAAGACAAGCCCGAAGAAGUUAAGGUUAGUAAGGUUAAGGUUCAAAAGGCUCCAAAGAAACCAGAGGAAAGUAAGGUUGAGAAAAUUGAAGAAACAGUAGAGGAAGUUACGCCUGAAAAACCUAAGAAGAAGAAAGCAGAAAAGGUUAUCACGCCUAAAGAAAGCGUGGAGACGACGGAAGUUGUCACUGGUGUUACGAUUGAAGAACUUCCGGAUGAAGAGAAACCGAAAGAAGAAGCAGCUACUGAAAUAGCUCCUGAAAAAGAAGAGAAACCAAAGAUUUCAGAAGUUCCAGUUAGUAAAGCUGAGGAAAAACCGAAGACUGCAGAAGUAGAAGAGGUUAAAGAACAAGUUGAAGAAGUAACACCCGAAAAGCCGAAAAAGAAGAAAAAAGCUGAGAAAACAGUCACUUUCAAUGACAAUCUUGUCACUACGGAAAUUAUUCCAUCGAGAAGGGCUGAAGAGUUCCCUGAGGUAAAGCCUGAAGAACAGAAAGCGAAACCGGUAGAGGAAGAGAAAUUAAACGGUCAUGUGCCUCAAGAAGUUGUUGAAGUAAAAGUGAACGAAGAAACUACAGAAGUUAAGAAAGUUAAGAAGACCAAAAAGAAAAAACCAGCUAAAAAAGCGGAUUGGGAAGAGUGGGUUGAGCCUGAGUAUGAACGUCCAGUUUUAGAACCCAUGCCGGAAAAGAUUCAAUGGGAGCCGUCGAAGAAGAAGGAAGAAAAACCGGUAUCAAAAAUACCUCAGAAACUUGUCCCACAGAAAGUUGAAAGAGUUACGGCACAUAAGGCAACAAAACUUCAAUUUUCAGAGGCAAAGGAAGAAGUUCAAUUUGGAACGGUUAAAUUGAAGAAAGCAAAACCUAUUGAAAGGAAGGAUGCUCCGAAAGUUGAACUGCCGAAAUUUAUGUUGAAGAGUCGUAUUACGUUCCAUGGAGAAUAUCCACCGGAAUUGCAAUACCCGGAAUUGACAGAAAUUGAACCAAAUCCUGUUCAGACUGGAAUUCUUUCGCGAAAUAUUGAGGAAGGGUUGAAGGUUAUCAAGAAGAAGAUGAAGAAGGUCAAAUUAUCGGAAAAGGAAGUUGUAGAGUUGGAAAAGUUGGAUAAAGAAUUUGAAGAAUUGAAAAAAGUUCCACUUGAGAAAAUUGAAGAUAAAUCUAUUUAUGAAAGGCCAGCGAAGAAACCUAAAGAAGAAGAAGAACAGCCUAAACCUCUAGUUAUUGGUAAAGGUAAAGUUCCUGAAAAGCCUGAAGAAGUUCCAGAAGAAAUAAAAUUAAAGAAAAUUCCAGAAAAGAAACCAGAGGUGGUUGAAGAAAAACCGAAAAAGCCUAAGAAAGAACAACCAGAAGAAAAGCCCAAAGAGAAGAAAGAAAGGAAACCAUCAGUUAAAUUGGAACAUGAAGACUUCAAGCCGUCGGACUUUGAAAGGCCUGAAUUGGAAAAAUAUGUUCCAGAAGAGCCGGAACGUCCUGAAGAGCCUACACCUGAGGUUGAAGUAAAACCUCCGCCUAAGAAACCAAAGAAGAAGCCGGAUCAGGAAAUUGAACAGGUACCAAUUGUUCCAGGCGUUCCAAAACCACCGGAACCUGAAGAACAACCGGAGGUCAAAUUCCGUAUACCCGAAAGACCAAAACCUGAGGAAGAACCAGAGAAGAUUACGCUCAAAGGUUGGAAAAAGGGUGAACCGGAAGAAGAAGGUGUUCAAGAGCAACCUCAACUGGAAAUUAAGCUACAACCAAGUGUUCCAAAACAAGAAGAAGAGGUCGAAGAAAAGGUUCCAGAAAAAGAAAAACCUAAGAAGAAAAAGAAGAAACCAGUGAAGAAAGAAAAAGAAGCAUGGGAAGAGUGGGUUGAACCCGAGUACGAACGUCCUGUUUUAGAACCGAUGCCUGAAAAGAUAGAAUGGGAACCAUCUAAGAGAAGGAAGGAAAGUAUACCUAUGCAUCUGGACAAACCAUCAGUUGCAGAAAUUUCGGCUCCGGAACCAGUUCCAGAGGAAGUAGCUACGUUUAAACGCAAACCUAAGAAAGAACCUGAAGAAGUUUCUGAGGAGACAGUUGUUAUAAAACCACAGAAGAAACAGAUUGAAGUUACUGAAGAUGUAACAGAAGAAGUUACAUUGAAGAAGGUACCGAAAAAAGAACCGGUUGUUGAAGAAGCAGCUGAUGAGAUAGUUAUUAAAAAGCCUGUUCCUAAAAAAGUUGAAAAAGUAGUCGAAGAAGUUACUGAGGAUGUGACUAUCACCAAAAAUUUGAAGCCUAAACCAAAACCAAAAAUAGAAGAGGUUUCAGAGGAGAUAGUGAUCAAAAAACCAGUUCCUGAGGAGGAAGAAAAAGUCGUUGAAGAGGUAACAGAAGAAGUGACACUCAAAAAGAAGCCUAAGAUAAAGCCUACAGUUGAGGAAGCUCCUGCAGAAAUUACUAUCAAAAAGCCGGCACCAAAGGAAGAGGAAAAACCAACAGAAGAGGUUAGUCAAGAAAUAGUUAUUCCUAAAAAACCAGAGCCAAAAACAGAAGAAGCAGCUGAUGAAAUGACCAUUAAAAAACCUGUACCUCAAGAAGUUGAAAAGGCUGUUGAAGAAGUUAAGGAAGAAGUUACUAUUAAGAAGAAAACCAAAACAAAAAAGAAGCCGAAGAAAGCAGAUUGGGAAGAAUGGGUUGAGCCUGAAUAUGAGCGACCGGUCUUGGAACCAAUGCCAGAGAAAAUUGAAUGGGAAUCAUCUAAGAAAAAGAAAGAAAGUAUACCUAUGCAUUUGGAAAAACCAUCAGUUGCGGAAAUUUCGGCUCCGGAGCCAGUUCCAGAGGAAGUAGCUACGUUUAAACGCAAGCCUAAGAAAGAACCUGAAGAAGUUUCUGAGGAAGUAGUUGUUAUAAAACCUCAGAAGAAAGAGAUUCAAGUUACUGAAGAUGUUACGGAAGAAGUUACAUUGAAAAAGGUACCGAAAAAAGAACCGGUUGUUGAAGAAGCAGCUGAUGAAGUGACAAUUAAGAAACCUGUUGUUGAAAAACCAAAGGAACAACCGGAAGAUGUUACUGAAGAAAUUACUUUGAAAAAGAAACCAAAGAAGAAACCAGUAACUGACGAAGCGGCUGAUGAAGUUACAAUCAAGAAGCCUGUUAUUGAAAAACCGGAAGAACAACCAGAAGAUGUUACUGAAGAAAUUACGUUGAAGAAGAAACCAAAGAAGAAACCAGUUACUGAUGAAGCUGCUGAUGAAGUUACAAUAAAGAAACCUAUCGUUAAAAAACCUGAAGAACAAGUAGAAGAUGUCAGUGAAGAAAUUACAUUGAAGAAGAAACCAAAGAAGAAACCAGUAACUGAAGAAGCUGCUGAUGAAGUUACAAUUAAGAAGCCUGUGGUACAACCGGAGGAAGACAUCACAGAAGAAGUGACUUUAAAGAAAAAAUCAAAGAAGAAAGAGCCAGUAAUUGAGGAUGCCGAAGACACUGAAAUAACAAUUAAGAAAAAACCGAAAGCCAAGGCCCAAGUCACCGAGACAGAAGACGUUUCUACAGACAUAAAAUUAAAGAGAAAAGUUUCCAAAACAACUGUCGACGAAGCUGCAGCUGAGUUAGUCAUUGAAAAAACCGAGGAGGUCGUUGAAGAAGGCCCGGAAGAAGUAGUAGAAGAAGUCGUAGAAGAAUUCACGAUCAAACGCAAACCACCGAAGAAAGCUCCUAAGCUGAUAGAAGAAAUAUGCGAAGACGUAACACUUAGGAAGCUCAGACCCAAGAAAAAGCGUCCAGAUAUUAAAGAAGUUACUGAAACAGAAGUAGUGACCUUCCGGCCUCGAUCGACAAAGACUAAAGAAGACGUUGAACAAGAGUUCAAAAUAUCUCUCAACACCUAUGAGGAAGAAGAUAUCUCAAUGUCUGGUAAGGUUCGUCUUAAGCCUAAGAAACGCGCUCCAACGUACCAUGAAGAGGGUGGAGAGGAAACUAUCCGCAUUAUUCAAGGUCCCGAAGACGAUGGUCAACCGAUUGUUGAAGAAAUAAUUUACGAUUCGGAAGAAGAGUACAGUAUCAGCGAAUUGGAAACAGAUCAAUAUAAUCUACCUCUCAGGAAGAAAAAGAAGCCUCGUCCAUACUCUGUUGAGCAAAUUGACGAGGAUGAUGUCAGGGUUAAGCUAAAGAAAGAGCGAAAGUAUUCUGUAGAAGAAACUGAUGAAUCCUUGGCACUUAAAUUGAAAUCCAAACGACGUACAUCAACGUUUGAAGAAGAUGAAGGAGAUUACAGUGUCCAUGAUGGCGCUACAAUGUUCUCCAUUUGCUCAUACGUGGCGGAAACUGACGAAGCCAUUAAUCUGGUGGAAGGAGAAAGAGUUUACGUUAUUGAGCACACAAACACUGACUGGUGGUUUGUUAAGAAACAUUUGACCCAAGAAAAAGGAUGGGUACCAGCUCAAUAUCUUCUCGAUGAAGAACAUUACACUAUUUAUCUGCAAAGGAAGCUUCAUGAGAAGAUUGAUAAACUUCCUGUCUUUGAAAAACCUGGACCAGGUGACGAAUCAUCUGCGCCGAAGUUCGUCAAGAAACUCCAACCAAUCCACACCCCUGAUGGUUACACAGUUCAAUUUGAGUGUCAACCAAAACUUUCCGAUAAAGGAGAGUAUUCUUGCGUCGCCACCAAUGAUCUGGGUACCGCAGAAACCAAAGCUACUCUUACUGUUGAAGUUUCUAAACCUACCUGUGAGGGAUCACAUUGUGACACCAUAUCAGAUGCAACAAGCAAACAUGCCUGUUCAGGAUCUAACUGCGGAACCGCUAGCAAUUCCAUCCAUGAUCCUAAUCCUAAAUCAUGUUGUGAUGGUUCUCACUGUGGAACAAUCACAGAUACUUCUUGUAAAAACGGUUCUUGCAAGAAAGGUUGCUGUUCUGGAUCACACUGUGGUACGGUCAGCAAUUCAGCCACUACCUCCUAUCCCACUUCCAAUUCUAAGAUAUGCAGUGAUGGCAUUCACUGUGGCACUAUCACAGACGUUUCUUGCAAAGAUGGUUGUUGCUCUGGCUCUCAUUGCGGUACAAUUAGUGAACUAAUUGCUGAAGCCAUCCCUAUUGUUGAUCCCAAACCACGCUCAAACGAUAAAAAUGACAACUCAGAAUCUAACUGUGACACAAUUUAUAAUUCUACCUUUGAUCCUAACACAAUAUCCUCCUAUGAUUCUGACAGCGAUACGCUUUCGGGAGCUGUUAAACCUGCUUAUGAAUUAGACAGAAACGCUUUUUGUAAAUUCUGCUGCCGAACAGUCUGUACAAGGACUUGCGUCACUAAGCAAACGCUUUUGAUUGAGCAAACAAUUAACACUUCAACGGUUAUAACAAUUGAAGAAACGCCCAGUGGCGCUCCAGAGCCACCACUAUUCACGCAACGAUUCCAAGAGCUGACAGUUCCUGAAAAAGGAACAUUCAAACUAGUCGCCAAAGUUACUGGCAAUCCUGUACCAGAAGUAACAUGGCUGAGAAACAACAAGCCAUUAGGAAAGUCUCCUAACAUCAAAGAAACUUACGACGGUGAGAACAUCACUCUGGAGAUCAAAAACGCAGACUCUGAAGUUGACUCCGGAGAUUACAAAUGCACUGCAAGCAACCCAGUUGGAAAGGCAUCACAUGGUGCUAAAGUCACUGUCGACGUUCCCAGAGUGACGUUCACCAAGAAGCUUCCUGAACAAUUGUCUGUUGAUGAGUACAAAACACUUGAACUAACUUGCGAAACAUCACACACAAUGUCAACGACCUGGUGGUACAAUGACAAAGAAAUCAGUGGCAUGGAUCACCGUGAAGUCAUCGAAGAAGGUCGUGUUCAUAAACUUGUUAUAAAGAAGACAAGUGCCACUGAUGAGGGUACUUACAAAUGCACUGUCAAGAACCAAAGUACUACUUGUACUGUUCAAGUCAAACCCACCAAGCCAGAAUUUGUCAAAAAACUACAGGACUUUGAGGUGAUUGAGAAAGAGGUUGCUAUUCUGGAAGUUGAAAUCACUUCGCAAACUGCUGACGUCAUUUGGAAGAAGGAUGGCGAGCCUUUGAAACCUCGUGAUGAUAAGAUUGAGUUCGUAAAAGACGGGUCAGUUAGAAAAUUGCUCAUCAGAAGUACUUCUGUGCAUGACGAAGGCGAGUACAGCUGUACUCUUCUGGACGAAGAAUGUUCUGCAGAAGUUACUGUUGUCGAAUUGCCACCUGAGAUAAUAACAAAGAUGAAGGACGUAAGAAUAGCACGAGGUGACAAAGCCAAGUUCAACAUCGAGCUAACUAAAGGUGAUGCUUUGGUACGUUGGUUCAAGGACGGACAAGAGCUUCAGUUUUCUGAACACGUUAGCUUAUCUAUUGACGGCAAACGUCAGAAAUUGAAGAUAUACGAGGCAACUUCUGAAGAUGCUGGAGUUUACUCUUGCCAAGUUGGAGAACAGACAUCCGCAGCGCGACUUAUUGUAGAAGAACCAGAGAUUGACUUCAUCCGACGACUACCCGACGUAACUCUAGUGCCUCUGGAUGAAGACGCGCUUUUCACGAUCGAAUUGUCCAAGCCUGACGUGCCUGUUCAGUGGUUCAAGAAAGGUGUUCCUAUUAAGGAGUCUGCCAAGUACACGAUAAUCGAUGAGGGCAGAGUCAAGAAAUUGAUCGUCAGUGACUGCAGUGUAGAUGACGCUGUUGAAUACAGCGCAGUCGUGCUAAAUGUCAAAACAUCUUCGAGAUUGAAGGUAGAAGUUGUCGAAGCUCCACCAAAGAUUUCGAUAGAGUCACCGAAGAAGUACAGAGUGAAGAAAGGCCAUGAUGUUGACAUGACUGUUAGAUUUUCAGCAGCUCCUAAGCCAACUGACGAGUGGACCGUUGACGGCCGCGUUAUUGUCAAAUCUAAGAGAAUCAUCAAGACUUGCGACGAAGAGUCUGCUACUUUGACUAUCAAGAAAGUCGAAGAGAAAGAUGUGGGUGAUUACACACUAAAGUUAGUUAAUACUCACGGUGAAGCUAGCACUGAAAUAAAGCUUAUCAUUGGCCAAGAGCCUGGUAAGCCUGAAGGACCUUUGGUCGUUAAGAACAUCAGGCAUGAUCGCGUUACUAUCCAAUGGAAGCCUCCGAAAGAUGACGGUGGCUAUGAUAUCACCGAAUACAUCAUUGAGAAAUGUGAAAAGACCAAGAAGACUUGGACAAGAAUCACCGAAGUCACGGAAGAAACUUUGACUUAUGAAAUUGAUAAUCUUAACAAGGAUAUUGAGUACAUAUUCAGAGUGAUUGCAAGAAAUGAAGUCGGACCAUCAGAACCCUUGGAAUCCGAGCCGGUGACUAUGAAAUCGACGUUUGACAAACCUGGAGCACCUCAAGGACCACUUGAAGUUUCGGGAAUGACCAAGACGUCGUUUACUAUUAUGUGGAAUCCGCCUGAAAGCGAUGGAGGCAGUCCUAUCAUUGAGUACAACGUGGAGAUGAAAGAAACUAGCAAGAAGAGCUGGACGAAAGUUGGCACUACCAAGGAAGACAUCACUUAUAUCAGUGUAUCAGAUUUGAAGACAGACGCGGCUUAUGAAUUCAGGAUAACUGCUUCUAAUGCUAUUGGUACUGGUCCUCCGUACUUGUCGGAGGAGCCUAUUGUCACAGGAAAACGAAUCAUAUUAAGCAAAUUUACUGAAGAAUCGCUUUACGCUCUCCUUGGAAUCUUCCCUUCAACUAAAAAAGUUGCUACGCCGCCAUCAUGUCCGCUCAAUUUCCACGUGGAAAACAUAACCAGUAAGAGUGUAACUCUCAAUUGGUCACAACCUGCAAGCACAGGAGGCUCCGAAUUAACUGGAUAUGUGAUUGAGAAGAGGCCGCUUAUUGGCAAAGGAUCUAAGUGGAUAAAAGUAGUAACAUUAGACGCUACAACACAUUCUUACUGCGUCGAAAACCUCAAGGAAAGUGAGUUCCUGUUCAGAAUUUUCGCUGAAAACAGUAUAGGGCUCAGUACGCCGGCCAUUUCUGAGCCUGUUACACUCAAGACUCAUGCAAACGUUCCAUCACCACCAACAGCACCACUAGAAAUCCGACAAAUUGCUGCAAACACUGUAGUUAUAGAAUGGGGACGACCUGAAUCUGACGGAGGUUCGCCAUUAGAAGCCUAUAAAAUUGCAAUAAGAGAUACAAAGAAGACAAUGUGGAUAGAAGUCGGCCGCGUUAAUGCAGACAUUCAAAAACUCAAUGUACGUGAUCUCCAAGAAGGCCAUGAAUACCUUAUGAGGAUUUAUGCAAGAAAUGAAGUAGGAUUCAGUGAACCACUUGAGUCUGAUGAACCCGUUAAAAUAGUUCCUGCAUCUGAAUUAGCGGUAAUAGAACCAAUCGCCGAAGCAACAGAGCGAGGAGAAACAGCAUCCGUGAGUUACAGCACAGAAAACACAAGUUCUUGGCUUCGAGAUCACAAUAUGGAUGCGGAUAUAAGUUCUUAUGCGCGCGCGCGUCUUCUGAGAAAGGACGAAUACUUUUUCCGAAUAUGGCACUACGCCAAGAAGCUUUUUAAA